GUAGAAGUGGAUUUUACUCAAGUUUACACACCAACCGACUCAACAACUUUAUCACUGUCAAGAACUUCUAUAGCACUAUUUGUCGCAACAUCAACGUUUUAUCGUGUAGCUGUACGAAAGAACGUAGGAGACCACAUCUUUUGUGUUUUCUAUUUUUGACUGCUUGACACUCCAGCAGUUGAAAGGUUAGAGUUUUUGUUUCAUCGAUCGAGGAUUAUUGAACGUAGCUGGGUGUUGAAGAAAUACAAAUACAACGCAAAAAAAAAAGGGUUUGUAGAAUUUUCACUGCUUGAGAC
Molecule: messenger RNA, 296 nt
Organism: Amoebophrya sp. A120
Lineage: Eukaryota; Dinophyceae; Syndiniales; Amoebophryaceae
Source: the annotation of a GenBank genome assembly